AUGCACCGCAACGCCUCGGUGAUCCGCAACGUGGUCAAGGCCAUGACGCCCUUCCGUUCAGACACCAUCGUCCUCGUCGUCUCCAACCCGGUCGAUCUCCUCACCUCGAUUGCACAGGAGCUUGCCGGGCUGCCCAAGUUCCAGGUCUUUGGCUCCGGGACGUUCCUCGAGUCGGUCCGGAUCCGGGGUUUGCUGGCUGAAAAGGCCGGGGUGGCCGCCAGCUCGAUCCAGCUGUUUGUUUUGGGCGUUCAUGGCGACGGUCAGGUGGUUGCUUGGUCGUCGGCGACCAUCAACGGCAUCCCCCUCGACAAGGUGCUCUCGCCCGACACGUUUGGACAUCAGGAGCUUGCAAAAGAGUGUAAAGAGAGAGCCGAGACCAUCUUCACGGCUAAGGGGGCCACGCCGUUUGGGACUGGGUCUGUUGUGGCGAGUAUCUGCGCUUCGAUCCUCUUCGACAAGAGGGAGGUAAGGCCCGUUAGCCAUUUUCAGCCGGAAUUCGAUUGCUGUUUCAGCCUGCCGGUGGUUCUGGGGAGGAAGGGGAUCAUGAAGACGAUUGAGAUGCCGCUGGGGAGUGACGAGAAUGCCGCCAUUGCUAGGUCUGCGCACCGGCUGAAGAGCACGAUAGAGCUUACGGAUAAGAAGUGA
This is a messenger RNA of Podospora pseudocomata, 645 nucleotides long. RefSeq lists its product as uncharacterized. Gene Ontology annotation, biological process: pyruvate metabolic process; lactate metabolic process. Bases 1 to 645 code for a protein of 214 amino acids. Lineage: Eukaryota; Fungi; Ascomycota; Sordariomycetes; Sordariales; Podosporaceae. Gene Ontology annotation, molecular function: L-lactate dehydrogenase (NAD+) activity. The record is from RefSeq and is a predicted model, not a curated record. The transcript has a single exon.